AUGCGUCUCACUGGUGUAGGUGCUAUUGUUCUCCUAGCUGGCGCAGCCUCUGCCGCGGUGGGAGACUGGCAACAAUGCGGCGGAGUGAAUUGGGGCGGAGUAACGUCGUGUGCCGCGGGAUCUGCCUGUGUGGAGAUCAAUGACUACUACUCACAAUGCCAACCUGGAGCUGCCGUCACAACCUUGAUCACUUCGGCUAAGCCUUCAUCCCCCGCUACCAAGACAAGCGUCACAGUCGUACCCAGUGCCCCUGCAGCGACGGGUACACCAGCAGGAUCAGGUCCGGGCACAACGCUUCAGACAGGCUAUUACUGGAUUCGCGCGGUGGCCUCACCAAAUUUCCAUAAAUACAUGCAAACAAAGCCUCUGUAUGCAACGAGUGCAGCCCUUCUUGGCGACUACACCACUGCAGGGCAAUUCCAAGUCGUCGAUGGUCAACUCGUCCAGCUCGUGUCCGCGCCCGGAGCCCCUGUGAAGCUGCUCUAUGCUGUCGUCUCGGAGACGAGGUACAUCAACGAUAACUCGCUCUCUGUUACGUUCUCAACUACCAAGAACACCUAUGGUCAAUUUGCUUGGAACGGUGAUGGCUUGACGUGGACUGUUGCAGGUGUCACACGACCGAACGCUGCGGCUUGGUACGUGUGCACGGGUCAGCAGCUGUACAUCAAUCUGGGCAACUACUUGUAUCAGACACCGGCUGGGUGUGCGGAUCAGACGAUUCACUACUACAACGACAAGACUGCGAAUGCCUGA
Messenger RNA from Ascochyta rabiei, 753 nucleotides. RefSeq lists its product as uncharacterized. Gene Ontology annotation, cellular component: extracellular region. NCBI's taxonomy places the organism in Eukaryota, Fungi, Ascomycota, Dothideomycetes, Pleosporales, Didymellaceae. The record is from RefSeq and is a predicted model, not a curated record. The coding region runs from base 1 to 753 and encodes 250 amino acids. Gene Ontology annotation, molecular function: cellulose binding. The transcript has 3 exons. Gene Ontology annotation, biological process: carbohydrate metabolic process.